GUCGCUUCUGGAGGCCUGGCAAACAGUUUUGGAUUCUGUUGAGAUAGACUGACUUCCUCAGACAGACAGACACCAAUCAUGGUCAAGGAUUUUUCUGUGGACUGGCUCGCCCAAAGCUUUCACGAUUCGGAGAAAAAGACGCACAGGCCGCACGUACCAUGUGUGGUUCAACCGAGGCCUCCAACAUCCUACGACAAGGUUUAUUUGCAGCCAAAACCAAAGGUUUCCAAGGUUGAACAGAAACCAGAGACCAUUAAGGAGAAAGAGGUCACGACUCCAAGACACUGCUCAUCUCCAAGCUUUUCAGAAAACAGCGGCUAUUCGUCUGGUUAUGAAAGUGAAGCGGCCGCUUCUGAAUGCGCGUCCAUGGAAGAUGGAACCGACGUGGAAAAAGACGCGGCGACGCGCAGAAUCAGAACCAAAUUCACUCCGGAACAGAUCGAAAAACUUGAGAAAAUCUUCAGCAAGCACAAAUACUUGGACGCGGGAGACAGAGUGAAAACUGCAUUGAAACUCAAUCUGUCAGAAACUCAGGUCAGAACAUGGUUCCAGAAUCGCAGGAUGAAGCUGAAGCGGGAAGUUCAGGAAAUGCGAGCUGACUAUCUUCUGCCUCAGAUGGUUGUUCCGGUUCAGUACCACUGCUACGACAGACAGCGACUUCCGUUUCCGCCUCACUGCGCGCUGGUGCACCAGAUGAUGACGCAUCAUCCGCUCGCUCCUCAUCAUCACCUCAUGAUGGCGAGGCAACAUUACUACUGAAGACAGACACGUUCCUUUAUAAAAACACUUAUCAUAUUCUGUGUGCAAUGUGUGUAGAGUUACGCUUCGUAAAAAUAGUGUUUAAUUAAAAAGAAGAGUUUAUUUAUUUUCAGAAAUAAAGUUUUAUGCCUAAGUUUG
Molecule: messenger RNA, 897 nt
Organism: Carassius carassius (crucian carp)
Lineage: Eukaryota; Metazoa; Chordata; Actinopteri; Cypriniformes; Cyprinidae
Product: homeobox protein vent1-like
Exons: 3
Coding region: 79-759 (226 amino acids)
Biological process (GO): regulation of transcription by RNA polymerase II
Molecular function (GO): DNA-binding transcription factor activity, RNA polymerase II-specific; RNA polymerase II cis-regulatory region sequence-specific DNA binding
Source: RefSeq, a predicted model, not a curated record